AUGCAAUUUGGACAAGGACUUUGCAGUAACGCUUAUAAUAAGCAGCGUAGCUUGAGAACUCAACGAGGAAGUCGAACACACUACAGAGUACUCAAUCUAUGGAUGUUACCAGAGGCGGAAGUAAACAGUGACAACAUGAGGAUGAUUUCUCAUAUGAUCAAGAGGGUCAGCAGAGUGAAAUUCAGCUCACUGAGGAAUAAGGUAUCAUGCAUAAUGACAGACUCGGGAGCUGGAUCCUCGAAACCACUGAAAGGUAUUCUGAAGAAAGCUAAAUCCUAUGAUCAAGACUCGUCGAUCCACGGUCCCGAGUGCCCCCUGCAUGGCCAGCGGUCCCCAGGACCUCUAGACCACCGGCAGGGCCGCGCUGGCCCGGGGUCGGGCAAGCCGCUCAGAGGCAUCCUGAAGACCAGCGCAAGCUGUGGUGCUGCGGAGGAAUGCACCGAUUCUAAAAGCUCGAAAUUGAGACAAAGACAGCGAUGGGAUGAGUCCAACAUUUUGGCCACGAGCUGUCAUUCCUGGCUCAACGUUCCCAAAACUGGAUCUCACCUAUGUAGCCUCACCAUGCUGGAUUGGCCUGCUUCCAGCACAUGGGAGGAACAGACAUGUCUGUGUGCAAGUAAGAGGAAAAGAAAGAGCCAGAGCUGGAAUGAGAUGAGUAUCCUGGCCACUCAACAGCCCUACAGUGGGAACAGCCCCUGGAUUCAAGUGGAUGACAGCUGUCCUGCUGGUGUGGCAUGGCAGUCUGAUGAUGGGGAGACCAGCCCCAGCUUGACCUCUGACCCUCGGCCUGUGGCCUCGCCACCGAGGCAGGAGAGCAAUUCAUAUCCACCCAAGUCACCAGCCUGUGAUAGGAUAGGAGACAGGAGGAGGUAUCAGUCCAAACAGGAAGGCCAGAAACGUACCAAAGUCCAAGAUGAAGGAGCACCAGGUGGCAGACACUACAGUGGUACCUCUCCCCUUUCCUCCCCUCCCUCCCUCUUCUCCUAUCGUACCUGCUCCCUGUCACCCCCUCCCUCCCCCCUGCCUUGCUCUCCCUACCUUUUAUGUUCCUCUCUGUCGCCUCCCCCCUUUUUGUCGCCUCCCUCGCCGUACCCCCUGUCCACCUCCUUGUCGCCCCCACCCCCCUCCCUCCUGUCUUUCAGUCUGUCAUCACCUGUGUCCCCCUCGCCUCCCCCCCCCACAAACAGCCCCAGCUUUGAGAAGCUGAGGAAAGCUCACCGCAGGGAGAACAAGCGGGUGUUGUUGGCCCUCAGGUCCGUGGCCAGAGACGAGGAAGCGAGGGACAAGGACGAUGCUACUGAUGACACAGUCCCAGCCUUGUGCCGCUGCAGUGACUGCUGCAGCUCCCCCAGUGGUGCGGAGUGUACAGUACAGACAAGCAACCAAACAGAUGUGGAAGAGAAGGCGGUUCACUCCGAUUCUUGAUGUCAGAGUACGCUCUCUCAGGACCAGUGUCUCUGAGGCCUCCUCAUCGCACACCUCCACAGCUCACUAAAACAUCUACCGACCAAUAAACAUUUGAAGACCUCCACAAUGUUGUUCUCCUUACUGUAUCUGGAC
Molecule: messenger RNA, 1560 nt
Organism: Hypomesus transpacificus
Lineage: Eukaryota; Metazoa; Chordata; Actinopteri; Osmeriformes; Osmeridae
Product: histone-lysine N-methyltransferase 2D-like
Exons: 10
Coding region: 1-1425 (474 amino acids)
Source: RefSeq, a predicted model, not a curated record